Lineus longissimus is the source of this 2460-nucleotide messenger RNA. RefSeq lists its product as uncharacterized. NCBI's taxonomy places the organism in Eukaryota, Metazoa, Nemertea, Pilidiophora, Heteronemertea, Lineidae. The record is from RefSeq and is a predicted model, not a curated record. The transcript is spliced from 11 exons. Bases 1167 to 1481 code for a protein of 104 amino acids.
GUGUAGUAAAUUAUCUCUUAUUACUCUUUGAGUUCAUUCCCCACUAGGUUAGUCUGUGUUCAAGUUCAGCAUCGGUCUACGGCACAGUGCCUCAGACUUCCCGGUUGACGUAUAAGAUGAUUUCUUCAAUUAAAGAUGUUAUUCGGUUGCUCCAUAGUGCUGAAGGCCUUUGAAGUCGCUAGAUUCAGUUGUCUUCGUUAGUAGAGUGGGUUAGAGAACUCCCUUCACAUGUCAACAUUGGAGGGGGAAAGUUAUGCACUGUCGCAGAAGUCCGAGUCAUAUGUCAAGGAGCUGGUGGUCGGAAGUUAAAUGUUGGCGCGAAUACCAUUCGCGAGGCGGAUUUGGUUUCUCUGGAGCCAGAUGGUUUAUUGACUGACGAGAUAAUGAGUGGAUUCCUUUGGAUUCUGAUGAGGGAGUGCAAUGUGAAGACAUCCAGGACUGUAAAUAUGCCACCUUCCUAUCUGGCUGUGAUGUCGGAAAAGGGAAACAUGACCUGGCUAUUGAGAAAGCUUGUUGAGGAGGGUGCACAGUUGGUGAAUAUGAUCGAAAACAGCAUCAGCUCGGCCUGCUGUCAACAACUGAUAGUGGUUCAGAUGACGAUGAUGCCAUUGGUCGUGCCCCACUCCAGGUGAUUGCAGAAAAUGAACGAGAACUGCCCUCUACUUCUAGAACUUCUAAGUUUGUGAUGUCUAUCUAUCUAGUUGCUGUUAUAAAUGAAAACAUCACGCCGAACACCGACAAGAACAGUGUCCUGUCAAGCACAUUCAUUGAUGACGAGAUGCGAGAUCCUAAUUGGAAUGCAAAUCUUUCAGUCAACAACUUGUUGAGGAGGGUGCACAGUUGGUGAAUAUGAUCGAAAACAGCAUCAGCUCGGCCUGCUGUCAACAACUGAUAGUGGUUCAGAUGACGAUGAUGCCAUUUGUGCUGCCCCACUCGAUCCAGGUGAUUGCAGAAAAUGAACGAGAACUGCCCUCUACUUCUAGAACUUCUAAGUUUGUGAUGUCUAUCUAUCUACUAGUUGCUGUUAUAAAUGAAAACAUCAUGCCGAACACCGACAAGAACAGUGUCCUGUCAAGCGCAUUCAUUGAUGAUGAGAUGCGAGAUCCCAAUUGGAAUGCAAAUCUUUCAGUCAACAACUUGUUGAGGAGGGUGCACAGUCGGUGAAUAUGAUCGAAAACAGCAUCAGCUCGGCCUGCUGUCAACAACUGAUAGUGGUUCAGAUGACGAUGAUGCCAUUUGUGGUGCCCCACUCGAUCCAGGUGAUUGCAGAAAAUGAACGAGAACUGCCCUCUACUUCUAGAACUUCUAAGUUUGUGAUGUCUAUCUAUCUACUAGUUGCUGUUAUAAAUGAAAACAUCACGCCGAACACCGACAAGAACAGUGUCCUGUCAAGCACAUUCAUUGAUGACGAGAUGCGAGAUCCUAAUUGGAAUGCAAAUCUUUCAGUCAACAACUUGUUGAGGAGGGUGCACAGUUGGUGAAUAUGAUCGAAAACAGCAUCAGCUCGGCCUGCUGUCAACAACUGAUAGUGGUUCAGAUGACGAUGAUGCCAUUUGUGCUGCCCCACUCGAUCCAGGUGAUUGCAGAAAAUGAACGAGAACUGCCCUCUACUUCUAGAACUUCUAAGUUUGUGAUGUCUAUCUAUCUACUAGUUGCUGUUAUAAAUGAAAACAUCAUGCCGAACACCGACAAGAACAGUGUCCUGUCAAGCGCAUUCAUUGAUGAUGAGAUGCGAGAUCCCAAUUGGAAUGCAAAUCUUUCAGUCAACAAGUUCUGAGGCAUGACACGUACGUAUGACACACACACUCUCUGCCAUAUAGAGUGAUGUUGAACAAGCUGGUUCUUAAAUCUGUUAAAAAGCUCAGUUCUGAUGCUCAGACCUCAGGGUUGGAGGAGGGCUUCCACUUCACCUACCACCAGGCAAUGAGUGAGUGAGCAGAAUCUAUGCCGACAGACAGAGUGUGGUGGAGGAAGUCAUCCGGCUGGUGAAGACUGGAGAGACCUAUGACGUAAACUAUGUGUAAUGACUGAUGAUACUCCAAAUCUGGCCUCGCUGCACACACCGCCACCUGCUUCCAAGGAAGAGGCUGUAUUGAUUGCACUUGCAGCAUCGAAGUCGCUUCAACAAGAACGCCUGCUGAGAUAGACAUACAUGCACCAGCCUCAAGAACUCAUGCACACAUCAUUGUGUAGGCUGUUACUGUGUAGAUGAUGUAGACUGACUGCAUGACGUGUUGAGAACUUCUCGAUCACUGGCUUCCUGGAUAAAUGAUGACAAGCUCUGAUAAUAUCAGCUUUUUAUAGUGUAGUACUCGAGGCCCUAGUUUCUGGAAGUUCAUAUUAUUGCGCAGGGAAAAAGUCCCAAGCAUGCAUGAAAAAUUUUAAGAAUGCAAAUUUUGAAUUAACAAUGUUCACUCGAAGUUUUAUUACAAAUAAAAAUAGAAGAACAUUAUUGAUAAA